Phytophthora sojae is the source of this 621-nucleotide messenger RNA. RefSeq lists its product as hypothetical. Lineage: Eukaryota; Oomycota; Peronosporomycetes; Peronosporales; Peronosporaceae. Gene Ontology annotation, molecular function: protein binding. The coding region runs from base 1 to 621 and encodes 206 amino acids. The record is from RefSeq and is a predicted model, not a curated record. The transcript has a single exon.
AUGCAAUUUGUCUAUAAUGGAACGGAUGAGCGGAAGGAGAAAGGGCUUUUAUCGUUGAGCCGUAUUGCAUGGGGGAAACCUUCACGUCAGUGGGAAAUCAACCAAGCCGGGGGAAUUGAGCUGUACUUACAGCUCGUUGCCAAUGGAACGAAUGGUCAGAAAGCAGCAGCGACAAAGGCUCUACGUAACCUCGCUUUGAGUAACCCACGGAAACAAACAGCGACAGCUCGAGCUGGUGCGAUUGAGCUCCUUCUGGAUCUUGUCCGCACCGGUACAGAGGAGCAGAAGUCAGACGCGGUGACUGCGUUAGGGACUUUGGCGAAGAAGAACCAACCAAUCCAGGACGCAAUUGCUGCUUCUGGCGGUAUCGAGCUGUCCAUUGAGCUUCUUGGAGUCGGAACCGACGAUCAGAUCUCGAGAGCCGCGUCGACGCUGGGAGCUCUUUCCGAAAGAAACGAAGCUAACAGAAUGGCAGUGACUUAUGCUGGGGGACUGGGGCUGAUCGCACAGUUCAAGGCCAGGUCAAAGCAUCUUGAUCGAGAAAUGGCAGAGACCGCACUGCAUAUCUUGAACAGUCGAUACUACUAUAUCGGAGAUCGACGAAAUAUACCAAAUAAGUAG